Hyalella azteca is the source of this 950-nucleotide messenger RNA. RefSeq names its product coiled-coil-helix-coiled-coil-helix domain-containing protein 10, mitochondrial (gene Chchd2). The record is from RefSeq and is a predicted model, not a curated record. Lineage: Eukaryota; Metazoa; Arthropoda; Malacostraca; Amphipoda; Hyalellidae. Gene Ontology annotation, cellular component: mitochondrion; nucleus. The coding region runs from base 129 to 602 and encodes 157 amino acids. Gene Ontology annotation, biological process: mitochondrion organization. The transcript has 5 exons.
GCCUGGUGCUGUGGAAUUAGAUUAUUGCAUUUAGGUGUGAAGUGUGAAAUUUAACACUUUAUUCUCUCAUUACCUAUAAGCCAUAUUUCAUAUAAGCACAAGUCUACUUGUUUGUUAACAAAGUUGCAAUGGGUCGUCGUGGUGGUGGAUUUGCUCCUCGUCCUCCCCCAAGGAGAGCACCUGCUCCAGCACCUCCACCAGCUCGUCCCCCUCCACCUGCAGCAGCUCCUCCUCCACCAGCAGCUGCUGCACCUGCUCAGGGACCUGGUCUUAUGGCACAAAUGGCAGCCACUGCUGGUGGAGUAGCCGUUGGCUCGGCUGUGGGACAUGUUAUUGGUCAUGCAUUGACCAGUGGAGGUGGCAGCUCUGAUUCACAGCAGGCUGCGCCUCAGCAGCAGCCACAGCAGUCAGGAUACCCACAACACUACCCUCAGCAAUACCAACAGGCACCGCAGCAGAGCGAAUUCGACGGCCCCUGCGCGUGGGAGGUGAAGCAAUUCCUGCAAUGUGCACAGUCACAGUCUGACGUGAGCCUCUGCGAGGGAUUCAAUGAAGCACUGCGACAGUGCAAGGCUAGAUUUGCUGGUGCUGCUGCGCAGUAAAGUAAGGUCGUCAACGUUGGCCAGUCAUGCCGCAGUACAGCGCCCUUUGUGAUGAAGAUUUCUCCUUAUCUGAAUUGUUGAGACAUUGCAUGUCAGAAUUAGACUGAUACUUCGAAACUGAAGUUUCAUAUAAUUUGUAUUUUUACUUUCAUUGGGCAUAAAGAUUGUCACACACUAGUUAACAAUUGUUUUUCUCAGUACAUCCUAUCUCGUACAGUCGAAGAAAUAUUAAGGUCUUUGAAAAAGUUGCUGAAUUGUCCAGAUCAUGCGUGUAAUAUAUCCAUUGAAUCCCUUGUGUUGAAAGUUGUUGGUUGUAAGUAUGUCAUUAAUAAAUACGAAAUCUAAUUA